AGACAGAUAGCCAAUGGGUGGUGGCAGCCCUGACUCUGCUCCACCAGUAGGCAGCGCGCAGAUGGGCCGGGGCGGCUGCUUCCUGGAGACCGCAGGUGUAGAAGCAGCGCCGCGCCCCGAGUCGGACGGGCUUCCGAAGUUGGCAGGAUGAAUGUGGGGGUGGCACACAGCGAAGUAAACCCCAACACUCGAGUGCUGAAUAGCCGGGGCAUCUGGCUGGCCUACAUCAUCUUGGUAGGACUGCUGCAUGUGGUUCUACUCAGCAUCCCCUUCUUCAGCAUUCCUGUUGUCUGGACCUUGACCAACGUCAUCCAUAACUUGGCUAUGUAUGUCUUUCUACAUACGGUAAAAGGAACACCCUUUGAGACCCCUGACCAAGGAAAGGCUCGGCUUCUGACACAUUGGGAACAGAUGGACUACGGGCUCCAAUUUACCUCUUCCCGCAAAUUCCUCAGCAUCUCUCCUAUUGUACUCUACCUCCUGGCCAGCUUCUACACCAAGUAUGAUGCUGCUCACUUCCUCAUCAACACAGCCUCAUUGCUCAGCGUACUGCUGCCUAAGUUGCCGCAAUUCCAUGGGGUUCGGCUCUUUGGCAUCAACAAAUACUGAGGGAUGGAGCCGGGGACAACAUUGGAACAAAGGGCUAUAACAUCCCUCUCCUUCCGUCAUACUGUCUUCUAUAUCUUGAAAGCCUGAGAACUAGACAGCCUUUCCCAAACUCGCACUGGAAACGCAAACAUCCCCAAAAUUUCACUGGAAAUGGGUGCCCUUGGCUCAGCCCUGCUAGGAGCAGGUUUCUUUGAAUCACGAAAGACAGGUGAGGUAAGGGCCAAAUCACUCUUCUCUACAGCAGGAAGCCAUGUUUGGGCAGCUUUUUGGUUGAUUAUAAGUUUUUCCAUAUUAUCCAUUCCCACUGCCUUCCAGCUCUGUUUUGUUGUGUAUUUUCCUUAUAAUAAAGAUACACUUUUUUCA
Messenger RNA from Camelus dromedarius (Arabian camel), 972 nucleotides. RefSeq names its product ORMDL sphingolipid biosynthesis regulator 2 (gene ORMDL2). The transcript has 4 exons. The record is from RefSeq and is a predicted model, not a curated record. The coding region runs from base 148 to 609 and encodes 153 amino acids. Gene Ontology annotation, biological process: ceramide metabolic process; intracellular sphingolipid homeostasis; sphingolipid biosynthetic process. Lineage: Eukaryota; Metazoa; Chordata; Mammalia; Artiodactyla; Camelidae. Gene Ontology annotation, cellular component: endoplasmic reticulum membrane.